Rotaria sp. Silwood1 is the source of this 492-nucleotide messenger RNA. The record is from the annotation of a GenBank genome assembly. NCBI's taxonomy places the organism in Eukaryota, Metazoa, Rotifera, Eurotatoria, Philodinida, Philodinidae.
AUGUCUAAAGAACAAGAUCGUAGUGUGAAAGAAAUAGUACGUGAUUUAUGUACCUUUAAUCCAGUAUCAUCAUCUGAAAGUGCUCGUUUACCACAUGAUUUUAAUAUGAUAUUCAUUGGUCGUUUAACAAAUCGUGAACAUUUACAAAAGUUGACAAGAACUGUUGAUUCACGAGAUAAUUCAAGAGAACAUGCGGAAGCAACAAAAUCAUCACUUACGAUGAUGGAGACAGAAGAAAUAGAAUUUUAUUUGGAAUAUAUUACAUUAGAAAAUAAUAUAAAUAGUUUAUCAAUCGAUGAUGCUCAAGCAGCAGCAUUAGCUUUAUCAUUUUAUACAGGAACAAAAAGUGAAGCAGUUAGUCGUGGUACUAGUCUUGUUGCUCGUCAAGCUAAUGAACAAGUUAUUGAAGCUAAAACAAAAGAUGAAAUGAAUGAAACUGCUGUUUUACUCUUUUAUUUAGUAAAAGCUCUUUCAUAUCUUCGUUAUUAUUGA